AAGAAAAAUAUUCUUAUAUUUAGCUACUUGCUGGACGUGAAUAUUGUUACGAUAUGUAUCUAUAGGCAUAAACGUACCAUUGUACUUAAAAAGUUUCAAUUUUUCUAAUUGUAGUUAUUUACCUACUUCUUUUCCUAAACAUUUUUUUCUGCAAACGUAAAUAAUUGGAUUGUUAAAAAAAUAUUGAACGCUAUGGAGAAAUUCGGUAUUAUAGUUUUUUUCGUUAUAUUUUCUAUUGCAAAUGCACAAAAUCAGUAUUGCCGAUUUUGUAAUGACCAUCUUGCCUGUGUUAGAAGAAAUGGGAACUGCGGCAUAGAUUCUUCAUCAUGCGGUCGAAACGCUAGACAAAUUGGUUUGUCCAACGAAGACAUAAGAAAUAUUCUCGAUCAACACAAUUCUUUAAGAAACAAGGUUGCAUUUGGUCGAGAAACGUCCCAUAGGCAACCUUCUGCAUCAAAUAUGAACGCCUUGAAUUACAACAAAGAAUUGGCAUACAUAGCUCAAUGUUUAACCAAUAAAUGUAAAUUUGCGCACGAUAAAUGUAGAAAAACAGCAAAAUAUUCAUGGGUAGGCCAAAACUUAUUUAUAAAAUGGUUCCAAGGUACUCCCGGAAAUAAAAAGGACGUUAUCCGAUCAGCUAUCGAUUCAUUCUACAACGAAGUAAAAGAUUUUAACCCGUCGUGGGUAAACAGCUACAAUGAUCAUGGUAAAAUGGUGGGACACUAUUCCCAGUUAGUUUGGGCGAACACCAAAGAAGUAGGAUGCUCUUUGACUUAUUACAUAGACAAAGGUAAGAAUACUUACUUAAUGGCAUGUAAUUAUGGACCAGGUGGAAAUUUCGGCGGACAAUCUGUGUACAAAAGCGGUAGACCUGCCUCAGAGUGUGGAAGACAAGGUGUGAAUAGGAGAUUCACUGGACUAUGCGGAAAUGAUAAUAGCUAAAUUAUUUUGAUUAUAAAUUUUAAUAAGUGACAAAUAUAAAAUGCUAAUUGUAAGUUUUGUUUUAUUUUUCAUUUUAUUCCAAAAGAUGAGCUAUAGUAGUCAUAUUUUUGUAAUAGAGCUUAGGAAACUUUAUCAUUUAGUAAAAUGUUACUGAUUUGAGGCUGAUAACUAAUUAAUUAUUAAAAUUUUAAAUUUGAUGUCUUGUGAC
Messenger RNA from Psylliodes chrysocephalus, 1150 nucleotides. The record is from the annotation of a GenBank genome assembly. Lineage: Eukaryota; Metazoa; Arthropoda; Insecta; Coleoptera; Chrysomelidae.